CUGAUAAAUGAAUCAGUAAAGAGAGCAGAGAGUUAAAGUGUUUGUGUAACACAGAGAUGUGAUCCUGCUCACCGCGAGUUCACGUUACUUUCACUGUGUUUUAUAAAGAUUUAAAGCUUAAAGUGUCUGGAAACAGGAAAGCUUUAGAGCUGCAGUAUGGCUGAGGAGGACGAAGAGGAUGAGUUCUGCACCACUCUGGCCUACAGCAGGAGCCGAAAAACCUCCCGAAGAACCACCUUCCAGGACGAGCUGGAAGCAGCGGUUAAUGAGAGAGCUGUCAGGAACAGAGUUUCUCAUUUGAACUUUGAUGACGAAGACGAUGAUGGUGAUGUCUUCAACGAUCUGCUGAAAACGAGGAGGAAGAAGAUCAACAUGUUCAAAACUGCAAGAAUAAAAACUUCGAUCAAUGACUUUAAACUAUCAGAUGAGGAGGAGGAGAACAUCAGACCCAAAAAAGUCUCAUUCCUGAAGAGCCAGAGGAACUCUGACAAUCUCAAAUCAGACACUCACAGAUUGGAUGCUUUAAGAUCAGAUACUCUCAGAUCAGAUACUCUCAGAUCGGAUGUUUUAAGAUCAGAUACUCUCAGAUUGGAUACUCUCAGAUCGGAUGCUUUAAGAUCAGAUACUCUCAGAUCAGACACUCUCAGAUUGGAUGCUUUAAGAUCAGACACUCUCAGAUCAGACAGAAGUAUGAACAAGGGUCAGAGUCAAGACAGAAGUCACCAAGACUCAGAGAUGACCUCACACUCUGAAUCACCUGUACAAUGGAACAGCCAAUCAGAAUCUCCCUCAGUGAGGAAGAACCAAUCAGAGUCUUCUGCCUGCAGGAAGAGCCUGUCAGAAUCGCCCAUGCCUCUGUAUUCAGAGAACAGCCAAUGGGAAUCAAACUCUGAGUGUGUGUUAGAGGCCAUACCCCCGACACCUGCCCCCCGUCAGAGAGCUCCUCACUCACCUAUCAGUGCACAUGAUGAAAAGGACAGACGAACACAAACUCCACCCAGCAGAGCUGCUACGUCGCCUGUAUCCAACACCUCCAUGUCCUCUCAGACCGCAAGGAAUUCUGGGAGCAACACCAAACAGGAGGUUGAGUCUGUGACAGUGAACACAGGCUCCAGGUCACUAGAGGGCGCCGAGGGUACAGAUUUCUCAGCAGCAGAACAGAGAAAAGAGGAAGAAUAUAAGCAGAGUUCAGAAUUCUCUCCUGUAACAGACAGUGAAAUGUCCACCACAUGGCGAGCCAGAUCUUCAGCUUCCACACCAGGAAGCUCCAAAAAGUCCAGGAGCACCUCAUCGUACAGCGUAGAGUCCAGAUAUCUGGGGACGUUAAAGGUUCUGGAGCAGAAUUUGUGUUUACAGGAGACGGGAUUGGACACUGCAGAUUCCCUAAGAGCAACCGUUUAUCAGGACUGGCUCAAGAAGAAAGAAGAGAAACUGCAGGUGACAUUUAGAUCUAAAAAACAAGAAGAAAAACUGAAAGAGGAGAAAAAAAUUGAGGAGGAGACAAGGAAGAAAGCUGAAGCUAAAGCCUCUUAUGAAGCCUGGAAAGAAAAGAAACGUGAAGCACUGAGAGAGAAGAUCAGAGAAAAACGGGAGUUGAUGCAAAAGCUGCAGAAAGAGAUGGACGAUAAAGAGGAAAGGAAAGAAACUGCAAAACGGGUUUUUGAGAAAUGGAAGCGAGAACAUGAUGACCUCCGUCGUAAGCAGCUCCAGAAACAGGUGCAGACUGAAAGCAGGCUGAAAGAGAAAAAAGAGAAGGAGAAAGAGCAGAAGGAAAGAGAGAGCAGUUCUUCAUUCACUCAGUGGAGUGACAGGAAGAAGGCGGUCACUGAGGACAAGCUGAAGUCUGAACGCAGGAAGAAGGAAAUAAAAGCGAUCGAGGAGAACUAUGAGAAGGAAGAAAGAGAAAGGACGGCGCUGGACAUGUAUGAAAAAUGGCUGAGAAAGAAAGAGUUUCAGCAGAAACAAGAGCAAAGAGGAAAAAAGACGAAGGUGACUGUGGUGGAGGAGCCACCGCCCCCGUGGAGCCCCCCGAACAAAACCAUCCCGUUUGGCAAAUAACAGCAUAUCUCUGGAUCUAUACGUUCACCGGUCACUUUAUUAGGAACACAUCUGCUCACAGCUGCUACCACAUCAGCCAGGCGUGUAUAUCAGGAGCACGAUGCAAAAAAUCCUGCAAAUUGAGGUCACGGGUUUGAGUGUCUGAGAAACUGCUGAUCUCCUGGGAUUUUCACACACAUCACUUUUUACAGUUUACACAGAACGGUGCAAAAAAAAAACAUCCAUCAGUUCUGUGAGUGGAAAUGCUUGUUGAUGAGAGAGAUCAGAGGAGAAUGAAGAUGAGUCUGAGCUGACAGGACGUCUGUAGAUGACUUGCAACCACGUGAUCAAAAUGUGCUAUGUCAUGAGCGUCCGCUAUGAUGGUGGAUAUACAAAGCAUCUAGGAUGGCAGCCACUCAAAGCGUGUCUGUAAAUAAUGCUGAAUUUUCUCAGUAUUACCACGAUUUCAAUGGUUGAGCGAAGAUUCAAUACAAAGAGAAGAUAGAUAUGUGUGGUUUUGACCCAUAUUGUUUUAAAAAGUCAGACUUUUCUGAAGAUAAGACACUUCUACCGACCAUCGAGUACCCAAAUAUCACGUUCUAUCUGGUUUGCCUGCUGAAGAAUCAAGUCUGACUUUGGACAAAACAUAGCCCAUUUUCUGAGUGGGUGCCCAGUCUGGAUUGUUUCUAUCGUAUAAUUUUGCUGGCACUCCAAGAAGCAAAAUGGUAAUAUGCGUGUUAAAAUUAUAAUAAUGAGCAAGUGAACCACGACAAGAGAACGCUCAUUUUAUAGCAAAAUUCUAGCAACAUGAAAUUAAAUUCUUCCAUGAUAUUAUUGAGAGAGCUUUUGAAUCUCACCUGAGAUAAAAUGAUUACUGCAAACACGAGCUGUUUUGGUUUUAGCCUCUGUUAGAUCAGCCCUGUUGAUGUUGUUCAGCCGUGCUCGUCUCCUCUCCGUACUAAGUCUCAUUGUUUCCUUGCCCUCUUUCCGAAUCAUGGAUGGAAUUCUAAAAAAUCGGAACAUGCCACGGUCACGAGUACUGUUGUGACCACAACCAUAUACAGCACAAAGAUAUGGCAUAGCUCAAAGAACACUUAAAGCAGUGGAAAAACAAAGAGAGUUGUGCACACAUGAUUAUGUUUUGUAUGGAAUGUCGCUUGACCCCGCAUUUGUAUAUCCACUAACAUGUCCGACAUCCAGGUUUCUAUUUUGCUUUGAUGUCACUUGCAAGUUAAGGAUAGUAACUAAAAUAAACACUCUUUACACAGGCUUCCUACACAGUA
Molecule: messenger RNA, 3320 nt
Organism: Neoarius graeffei (lesser salmon catfish)
Lineage: Eukaryota; Metazoa; Chordata; Actinopteri; Siluriformes; Ariidae
Gene: map9
Product: microtubule-associated protein 9
Exons: 13
Coding region: 157-2058 (633 amino acids)
Biological process (GO): regulation of mitotic cytokinesis; mitotic cytokinesis; mitotic spindle assembly
Cellular component (GO): astral microtubule
Molecular function (GO): microtubule binding
Source: RefSeq, a predicted model, not a curated record